CAUCCUCGCAGAUUUUCCAUUCGCAGCCGUGCAAAUCUCGAUAUCAGGAGAAAAAGCUCAGGUUUUUUUUUGCUGCAGGAGAGUGAUCUUGUGUGAUAAUGGCGUCGAGGACCCUUUCUCAGAAGGAGCAGGACAUACAGAUGAUGCUUGCGGCAGAUGUUCACCUCGGUACCAAGAACUGCGAUUUCCAGAUGGAGCGCUAUGUCUACAAGCGGAGAACUGAUGGUAUCUACAUCAUCAACCUUGGAAAAACAUGGGAGAAACUUCUACUUGCAGCCAGGGUCAUUGUGGCCAUUGAGAACCCUCAGGACAUUAUUGUCCAAUCUGCAAGGCCGUAUGGUCAGCGAGCUGUUCUCAAGUUUGCACAAUAUACUGGUGCUCAUCCUAUUGCAGGGAGGCAUACCCCCGGAACCUUCACGAAUCAGCUACAAACAUCAUUUAGUGAACCACGACUUUUAAUCCUAACUGAUCCUAGAACAGAUCACCAGCCUAUCAAGGAAUCUGCCCUGGGUAACAUUCCAACUAUUGCCUUCUGUGAUACUGACUCUCCAAUGCGAUAUGUCGAUAUUGGGAUCCCAGCUAACAAUAAGGGAAAGCUCAGUAUUGGCUGCCUUUAUUGGAUGUUGGCCAGGAUGGUUUUGCAGAUGCGUGGCACUAUUCCAUCUGGCCGAAAAUGGGAAGUAAUGGUUGAUUUGUUCUUCUACAGAGAUCCUGAGGAAGCAAAGGAACAAGAGGAAGAGGAAGCUCCAGUUGCUCCUGAUUUUGGUGCAGUUCCUGAUUAUGGUGCCAUGGUACCUAAUGAUCAAUGGGCUGCUGCUGAACAGUGGGUGCCUGAUGCAGCACCUGCACCUGUCAUUUCUCCUCCAGUUCCAGGGGUCGAAGGGACUGCUGCUCAAGCUUCCGAUGGAUGGGACGUUGCUGCUCCACCUCCAGAGGAUGCUGCUGCCGUUACGCCUGUUGUCCCUUCUGGUUGGGAGGCCGUUCCACCUGCUGCUCCCACUGGCUGGGAGUAAAAUGCUCCUAAAUGCUAGUGCUGCAUUAAUCUUCAAAUAGUUUCACCUGAAAGAAUUUGAAUUUUGUUUUAUUAGCACAUUUUGUUCUUCUGAUAACCUCUCAGACUAGUUUCGCCCUUUUCUAGUUUCUUGUUUCUUUGCUUCAUUUUCUUUGCAACAGAUCAUUUCAGUGUUUACUUCUUACCCCAUGUCAUGAGCACCAAUUCUAUGAACAUGUUAUUAGCUGUACGCUAUACGCAAGGAAGAUUUUGUUGAAAUUAAUAAUUAAAAUUAGUGAUGUUUAAGCCUUUUA
Messenger RNA from Zingiber officinale, 1305 nucleotides. RefSeq names its product 40S ribosomal protein Sa-2-like. The transcript has 5 exons. Gene Ontology annotation, molecular function: structural constituent of ribosome. NCBI's taxonomy places the organism in Eukaryota, Viridiplantae, Streptophyta, Magnoliopsida, Zingiberales, Zingiberaceae. The record is from RefSeq and is a predicted model, not a curated record. Bases 99 to 1013 code for a protein of 304 amino acids. Gene Ontology annotation, biological process: cytoplasmic translation; ribosomal small subunit assembly. Gene Ontology annotation, cellular component: ribosome; 90S preribosome; cytosolic small ribosomal subunit.